AGGAGCCCGCCCGACGAGCAAGCAAGCAGCUGUCCGAGGCCCACAGCCUUAGCUCAGCCCGCCCGGUAUAUACGACCCUAGUCGCGACGACGAGCAGACGAGCAGCGGCAGCGGCAGCCACACGGCGGUGGCACUUCCCUGACCAGCGCAACUCCGAGCGAGCGGCAGCGGCGGCCCGGCGCGCGGCGCCACAAGGCAGGAAAAGUGGGGACCGCGACGACGGGCGUCUCCUCCUCCUCUCUGCUGCGAGGUGGUGGUGGGGGCGGCGCGGGGCGGCGGCGCAGCGGCGGCGCGGUGUGGCACCGGCUGGACCGCAGUGCGCUCGCGGCAGCGGCCGGCUCCGGAGGUGCACCGGAAAGUGACCGGAAGUGGACCGGAAGUCGACCGGACGCCGAGCAGCAUCAGCAGCGAUGCUGAUCGAGAACAACGCCCCGACCCACACGCCCGCCCUGGCCAGCGCCGAGGACCCCAAGAUGAAGGACGUCGCCCUGCCGCCGCCGCUGCCCGAAGUGAACGGCAACCGGACCAAGACCGAUGACGUCGAGGGCGGGCUGCUUGUCCAGCCCCAGCUGCAGCAGGCUCAGUGCGCCAGCAGCGCGGGCGCGAGGCGCAGCACCACCCUCCUCGUCUGCCGCCGCGUGGCCGUCACCGCCGCCAUGGUGCUCCUCGUCGUCGUCCUGGCCUCGCUGUCGGCCUUCUUCCUCGGCUGGGCGUCGCUGGUGCAGAUGCUGCUGGUCGCGGGCGCCGUGUACCUGUGCACGGGGCGGCGCUACCGCUGGUUCUACGUCGCCGCCAAGACGGCGCCCCGAGACAUCAGGGCCUUCUCCCGUUUCCUUCGCGUGCAAUGGAUGAUGCACGGCCACGCCAAACGGAACGUCACGGUCGCAGAAAUCUUCCAGGAGAUGGCCGCCAAGUAUCCGGAUAAGGUGUGCUUGAAGUGUGAGGAGUCGGAGAUGACAUUUUCGCAGGUUGAAGAGUACUCAAAUAAGGUUGCUAGUGUCUUUAUGGAACAUGGAUACCGCAAGGGGGACGUGAUUGCCCUGUUCAUGGACAACAGGCCAGAGUUUGUUUGUCUUUGGCUAGGCUUAGCCAAGAUUGGCGUUGUUGUGCCCCUGAUUAACUACAACCUGAGGCUCAACUCCCUGCUUCAUUCCAUCACAGUCGCUGACACGCAAGCUGUUAUCUACUGCAGUGACUUUGCAGAUGCCAUUAAAGAUAUUGCAAAACAGCUGCCCUCCAAAGUGGCCUUGUACAGCUGGAGCAGUACACCCAACAACUUCUCGCAUGGUCUUGGCGAGAAAAAUUUGACUGCCCUUCUUCAAAAUGCACCAACCACACCUCCUGUUGUUCCGGAGAAACCAGAUUUCAAUGAUCGCCUGGUGUACAUUUAUACUUCAGGAACAACUGGGUUGCCAAAGGCUGCUGUCAUCACUAAUGCAAAGUACAUUUUCAUCACCUCAGCUAUUCGAAAACUAGCUGACUUCCGGGACAGUGACAGGUUUUAUUGUCCUUUGCCACUUUACCACACUGCUGGUGGUUGUAUGAGUGUGGGUCAGUCUAUACUGUUUGGAAGCACCCUGGUUAUACGAAAGAAAUUUUCUGCAUCUGCUUACUUCUCUGAUUGCCAGAAAUUCGAGUGCACUGUUGCUCAGUAUAUUGGUGAAAUGUGCCGAUAUAUUCUUUCCACACCGCCCAAACCCGAGGAUACUCAACACAAAAUUCGUUUGAUGUUUGGAAAUGGAUUGCGCCCUCAAAUUUGGAAAGAAUUUGUUGACCGUUUUAAUAUUCCAGCUGUCGCUGAGUUUUAUGGAGCAACUGAGGGAAAUGCCAAUAUUGUGAACAUUGACAAUACAGUUGGUGCAAUUGGAUUCGUCUCCCGUAUCCUUCCUGCCGUUUAUCCAAUUUCGAUUAUCAAAGUGGAUCCGUUUUCUGGGGAGCCUAUACGUGACAAAAAUGGAUUGUGUAUGCCAUGUGAGCCAGAUGAACCUGGUGUUUUUAUUGGCAAAAUUACUAGUAACCCAUCAAGAGCUUUCCUUGGAUAUGUCAACAAAAAGGAUUCUGAAAAGAAAGUGGUGCAUGAUGUUUUCUCAAAAGGAGACAUGGCAUUUUUAUCAGGCGAUUUGCUGGUUGCUGAUGAGUUUGGAUAUCUGUAUUUCAGAGAUAGGACUGGAGAUACUUUCAGGUGGAAGGGAGAAAAUGUGUCUACAUCAGAAGUUGAGGCUGUUGUCAGCAAUGCUGCUGGUUAUCGUGAUGCAGUGGUUUAUGGUGUUGAGGUUCCUGGGAACGAAGGACGAGCUGGGAUGGCAGCUAUUCUUGAUCAGGAAGAUAACCUAGACCUGGCAGCUAUUUCUGAAGGUGUCCGUAAAGCUUUGCCAGCCUAUGCAAGACCCCAAUUUAUCCGAGCUCUCCGUCAAGUCGAAAUGACAGGAACUUUUAAAUUAAAGAAGAAAGAUCUACAAACUGAAGGCUUUAACCCAUCUUUAUUGAAGGAUAAAGUUUACUACUUUAGCUCUAAAGGAGAAUACCAACUUCUAACUGAAGCUGCUUACCAAGACAUCAUUGCAGGGAAGAUAAGAUUUUAAGGCAUAAAAAGAACUCUUACAAGUACAAAAUGACAAGAAUUGAAGACUUUAAAAAAAAAGGGUAUAUUUUAAUUUCAACAAUUAUAUAUUUCUCAUGGAAAUAUGAGAUCCGUCUAAGUUGAUGUAAGAGAGCACAGUACUUCAGUUGCAGUGCCCUUUUUAACUAGUUAUAUUUUCGUUGUAGGAUGUUUUUCUUAUUUUUUUAAAAAAAUGAAGCACUUUUGUGUUAAACAACGAAUUAAAAUUUCCACACGACCCAAAAGACAGAACUAAUUAUGGAGCGGUUUAAAAUUAACCGCAAGAGGCUUUUAAAUGUUGUUUCAUUUUGUUUUUGUAUUUUGUAAAUACAUGAAAAUGGUGAUAAACUUUUUUUUAGGUUUAGGUGUAGUUGUAAACAUUGACUGUUAAAAUACAUUUACACCAGCUUCCUAGACAAUGAAAAUCUAAGAUGUUUGUGUUUUUUGCUAAGCUUUAGCAACGGCAUUGUGCGUUAUGAGAGCCCUGCAGAAUUGGGCUCAAAGUUUGUUUUCCUUGUAAGACGUACUGCUCAGAAUGCUUUGUCAGUAUUGUUUGAAAACUACUUAAAAUAUUGGUCAAAUGGAUCGCUGAACAGGUUCCAAACAACCUUAUUAAUAUGUAAGCUUAUGCUGCUCAAAUCAAAAUUUCACAUACUGUAGAUCUGCCAUUGUUUUAUGAUUUUUAAGAGGUCAUGUAAAUUGAGCUGAGACUGCAAGUGCAAUGUAUGUUGAUGCUUACUCCUUGUUUUUAUUUUCUAAAGUGGCCUUACUGUUUCCAAGUAGGUAUCUGUUUUUGUUAUAGAGCUUCCAUUUUCUGUUAUUUAAAGGCUACUGACAAGUUUGACAUCAAAGCUAGAAAAGCUUUUUAGAAGUUAACUACAAUUUCGUAUAAACUAAGGUCACCCAAAAUAUAAGAAGCACCAUGCAGUAUUUAAAACCAAUUUUUAAAAAAAUAUUUUAUUCAAAGAUGAUGUUACAUAUUUUUGUGUAUCACAUUUCUAAAAAUAUUGUAAUAAUCUGUAACAAUGAAAUGGUGCCUUUGGUACAGCACACGGUAUGUUAAUUAUUACACUUUAGUUAGAUUUUGGUGUUCAAUCGUUCCUUUUGUUUUGUCAGAAGCUGAAAAUUGUUCUGCAGGCAGGGCACUUUUAAUGGUAAUUGGAGAUGUGUUUUGUAUGUUUCUUUUGCUAUUCCAGUAAAUGUUAUUUUUCUUGACUGAGGACAAAAAUGCCAAAAGUACACCUUCCAUAUAGGUGUGUAUGUAAUCUAUUCACUGUUACAAGCUAACUGUGAUAAACACCAUGUUAUUUUCCUUUCAAUGUUUUGUUAAACAAGGUGACAAAUUUCUUUCACCCUUCCAUAUUUUUGUAUUUAUCUCUUUGCUGUUUUAAUUUGUUUCCAUUUAUUGGAAGGUGUUGACAUGUUUUGUUGUGAUUCCGUUGUUUAUUGAGGCUUUAAUUUUUUUGAGGCCCAAUAUUUCUGAAAAUGACGAAUUGUUCUUUCUUGUGAUGAGUGUGACUGGAUUUUAAUCUUGCUAACGAGUAACCAUCGUAUUGUACAUAGUUAAAUCUUACAAAAAUAAUUAUAAUUUAUACCGAAAUCUUA
This is a messenger RNA of Frankliniella occidentalis (western flower thrips), 4204 nucleotides long. RefSeq names its product long-chain fatty acid transport protein 1. Lineage: Eukaryota; Metazoa; Arthropoda; Insecta; Thysanoptera; Thripidae. The record is from RefSeq and is a predicted model, not a curated record. Gene Ontology annotation, biological process: triglyceride homeostasis. Gene Ontology annotation, molecular function: long-chain fatty acid transmembrane transporter activity; long-chain fatty acid-CoA ligase activity. The transcript has 13 exons. Bases 411 to 2582 code for a protein of 723 amino acids. Gene Ontology annotation, cellular component: endoplasmic reticulum.